CAACUUCAAGACCAAAACGACCCCGAUGGCUCCUUCAACGACAGUUCCGAGCGCUGCUGACAUCGAGGUCCCGGAGACGCUCCUCAAGAAGCGUAAGCAGAACGAGAGGGCUCGGGAGGAACGCCUUGCUGCAGCGGCUGCAGCCCGUAAGGCUCAAAAAGCAAGGCGCAAAGUGAUCUUCAAGCGCGCUGAGGCGUACGUGAAAGAAUAUACCGCAAGGGAGAGGGAAGAAAUCCGUUUGAGGCGUACCGCUCGUGCUGCAGGUGACUUCUACGUCCCAGCACAACCGAAGGUCUACUUCGUUGUUCGUAUUCGGGGUAUCAACGAAAUUGCUCCCAAGCCUCGCAAAAUCUUGCAGCUCCUCCGUUUGCUGCAGAUUAACAAUGGUGUAUUUGUGAAGGUGACGAAGGCUACUCAGCAGAUGCUUCGCCUCGUUGAGCCUUACGUUACAUAUGGCGAACCGAACUUAAAGUCCAUCCGCGAACUCAUCUACAAGCGAGGAUACGGAAAAGUGAACAAACAACGCGUACCGCUCCACUCAAACGCAGUGAUCGAAGGUACACUCGGCAAACACGACAUUCUCUGCGUCGAGGACCUCGUACACGAAAUCGCAACCGCCGGCCCACACUUCAAGCAAGCAGCUAACUUCCUCUGGCCAUUCAAGCUCUCAAACCCUACCGGCGGCUGGCGCGAACGCAAGUUCCGCCAUUUCGUUGAGGGUGGUGAUCAUGGCAACCGCGAAUCGAACAUCAACAAGCUCAUUCGCCAGAUGAACUGAGGGGGAUGGUAUGAGUCUAUGAUGUCGUUCGACUUGGUUGUCAUUGUUGAGGUUGGGUGGAAGGUAGCGUUGGUGUCGGCCGUGUGUGUAUGCCUGCAAGCAAUUUUAUGGCUUUCCCUGUCUUUUUCGAGUGUAUGCGCAUCUAUCGUGUCAUGCAAUCAAUAUCAAAACUUUUUCUCGGGAGGCCAUUAGCCUCUUCUCUAU
Messenger RNA from Fomitiporia mediterranea MF3/22, 982 nucleotides. Its product is annotated as 60S ribosomal protein L7. The record is from RefSeq and is a predicted model, not a curated record. The transcript is spliced from 5 exons. NCBI's taxonomy places the organism in Eukaryota, Fungi, Basidiomycota, Agaricomycetes, Hymenochaetales, Hymenochaetaceae. Gene Ontology annotation, biological process: maturation of LSU-rRNA from tricistronic rRNA transcript (SSU-rRNA, 5.8S rRNA, LSU-rRNA). Gene Ontology annotation, molecular function: RNA binding; structural constituent of ribosome. Bases 26 to 778 code for a protein of 250 amino acids. Gene Ontology annotation, cellular component: cytosolic large ribosomal subunit.